AUGCGCCGCAUGGGUGAGAAGAGCCGGGCGGGGAGGCGGGAGCCCUGCCCCGCUGCCCCCCGCGCCGACGGGCGGGCCGUGCUGGGGGUGCUGGCGGAGAACGGCCAGCAGCGGCCCGGCUGUCAGGCUGCUACUAUUAUCAGACACUUCUCUGGCUCUGAAAACACCAUCCCUGCAUCUGGAAAAGAUGAAUUGCCCAGCCAUAUGGUCAAUGCUGCACCAAAGCAAGGCUUUGCUAUCUAUGUCGAUGAACAAGAAGAGAAAGAAAACUACAAUUUUCAAGUUCCUGAAGAGCUGGAAUCAAGCCUGUGUGAGCUGGAUAAAAGUGGAAUGACAUCUAGUAUUCAUCUACUGCUGGAUCUGAGUACAGCGUCUCCUAUGGUGGUGGACACAUCCUUCCAGUCCCAGCCUGAGGAUCACAUGGAAGAUGAUGUAACUCUGCCUGUGGAAGAGUAUGCACAAGACAUUCAUCAGUACCUUCGAGAGGCUGAACUAAGAUUCAGGCCCAAGCCCUACUACAUGAGGAAGCAACCAGAUAUCACAACAGGAAUGCGUGCCAUCUUAGUAGACUGGCUGGUGGAAGUUGGGGAAGAAUAUAAACUUAGGACAGAGACUUUGUAUUUGGCAGUGAACUUCCUGGACAGGUUUCUUUCCUGCAUGUCUGUUCUCAGAGGGAAGCUUCAGCUUGUGGGAACAGCAGCAAUGCUUCUGGCUUCGAAAUAUGAAGAGAUCUACCCACCUGAAGUGGAUGAAUUUGUAUACAUAACAGAUGAUACCUACACAAAACGGCAGCUGCUAAGAAUGGAACAGCUGCUUCUCAAAGUGUUGGCUUUUGACCUAACAGCCCCAACCAUCAACCAAUUUCUCCUUCAGUUUUUUCAGAGGCAUGGAGUCUGUAUGAGGACAGAGAACUUUGCAAGGUAUCUUGCAGAACUGAGUCUCCUUGAAGCUGAUCCAUUUCUGAAGUACCUUCCUUCACAAACUGCUGCAGCAGCCUAUUGUCUAGCAAACUAUACGGUGAACAGGUCUUUCUGGCCAGAAACACUUGCUGCAUUCACUGGGUAUUCAUUAAGUGAGAUAGUGCCUUGCCUGACUGAUCUGCAUAAAGCAUGCCUUGAUGCUUCUCAUUGCCAACUGCAAGCAAUUAAGGAGAAGUAUAAGCGCUCAAAGUACUUGCAAGUGUCUCUUCUGGAGCCCCCAGCAGUUCUUCCUCUACAAUAG
Colius striatus (speckled mousebird) is the source of this 1221-nucleotide messenger RNA. It is a transcript of the gene CCNA1, whose product is annotated as cyclin A1. Gene Ontology annotation, cellular component: cyclin A2-CDK2 complex; nucleus; cytoplasm. The transcript is spliced from 8 exons. The coding region runs from base 1 to 1221 and encodes 406 amino acids. Gene Ontology annotation, molecular function: cyclin-dependent protein serine/threonine kinase regulator activity. The record is from RefSeq and is a predicted model, not a curated record. Lineage: Eukaryota; Metazoa; Chordata; Aves; Coliiformes; Coliidae. Gene Ontology annotation, biological process: mitotic cell cycle phase transition; regulation of cyclin-dependent protein serine/threonine kinase activity.